This is a messenger RNA of Hordeum vulgare subsp. vulgare (domesticated barley), 669 nucleotides long. RefSeq lists its product as uncharacterized. Lineage: Eukaryota; Viridiplantae; Streptophyta; Magnoliopsida; Poales; Poaceae. The transcript is spliced from 4 exons. The record is from RefSeq and is a predicted model, not a curated record. Gene Ontology annotation, molecular function: protein binding. Bases 1 to 669 code for a protein of 222 amino acids.
AUGACCGUCGCCGAGCCGGAGAUGCCGGCGUCGGAGCACAGGCUCGUGGCCCUCGCCAGGUGGGACGCGCUCAUCUUCCUGUAUUACGGGAUCGUGUGGGUUGGCAUUGCGGCAUCCCUCGCCAUGGUCAUCGCGCCCCGCGCUCUGGGCGAGGUCGCGGUCGAGGGUUCCGGCGUCCUCGGUCUCCCACCACUCCCUCAUCUUCGCUACUUUGUUCAGCCCUGUUGCCUUGAUUCCCAUCGGCGCGACUGGAGUGCGCUCCGCCGGCUGCUUGACUGGAGUCAAGAAUCUCGAGUGCUGCUGACCCGCCGUCUUCUCCGGCCGCUGGCCCGUGCCGCCAUGGACAACAGGGAGACGGCGACGGAGCCUCGCCACCCGCUCCUGCAGGCCGUUCUCGACGGCGACCUGCGCCUCAUCAAAGAGAUGGCGGGUGUCGUCGCGGCGGACGCCGGCGUCCGGGCGCGCGCGCUGAGCGUGGCGGCCAUGGAAGGGCGGCUGGACAUCUGCAUGUGUCUCGUCGAGGACCACGGCGUCGAUGUCAACCAGCGCACCUUCACAGGUGACACUGCUCUGGCCAUCUCCGCGUCUUAUGGCACGCCCGCUAUCACGAGAUAUCUUCUGGAUCGUGGUGCUGUUCCAACUUUGGUUGGUGCCCUGUGGCCGUGUUAG